Messenger RNA from Quercus lobata, 567 nucleotides. RefSeq names its product probable serine/threonine-protein kinase ndrA. The record is from RefSeq and is a predicted model, not a curated record. NCBI's taxonomy places the organism in Eukaryota, Viridiplantae, Streptophyta, Magnoliopsida, Fagales, Fagaceae. Bases 1 to 567 code for a protein of 188 amino acids. The transcript is spliced from 5 exons. Gene Ontology annotation, molecular function: ATP binding; protein serine/threonine kinase activity. Gene Ontology annotation, biological process: peptidyl-serine phosphorylation; intracellular signal transduction.
AUGGAGGUUGAAGCCGUGGAUUCAAAACCCUCUGGACGAUGGGUGUUAGAGAGGAAAUUAGCUACCUCAGAUGUGCCCGAGGAGGAACAGAUCAACCUGAUCAAGGAUUUAGAGCGAAAAGAGACGGAAUUUAUGCGACUUAAAAGGCACAAGAUAUGUAUUGAUGAUUUUGAGCUUUUAACCAUCAUUGGGAGGGGGGCCUUUGGUGAGGUCCGAUUGUGUCAGGAGAAGAAAUCUGGCAAUAUUUAUGCCAUGAAAAAGUUGAAGAAAUCUGAAAUGGUUAAGAGAGGACAGGUGGAGCACGUUAGAGCUGAGAGGAACUUGCUGGCAGAAGUAGCCAGCCAUUGCAUUGUGAAACUUUAUUACUCAUUUCAGGAUGCUGAGUAUUUGUAUUUGAUUAUGGAAUAUCUGCCUGGCGGGGACAUGAUGACUCUGCUGAUGAGGGCAGACACCUUAACAGAAAAUGUGGCUAGACUGCCCUUGUCUUCAGUUCACGCUAUCCUUUCUACUUGCAUAAGACUGACUAGAAAUUGGAGCUUUCCUGUUAAUGCUUGUCUUGUAUUCUAA